This is a messenger RNA of Habropoda laboriosa, 2130 nucleotides long. RefSeq names its product protein spinster (gene spin). Gene Ontology annotation, molecular function: transmembrane transporter activity. The transcript is spliced from 9 exons. Gene Ontology annotation, biological process: transmembrane transport. The record is from RefSeq and is a predicted model, not a curated record. Gene Ontology annotation, cellular component: membrane. The coding region runs from base 267 to 1823 and encodes 518 amino acids. Lineage: Eukaryota; Metazoa; Arthropoda; Insecta; Hymenoptera; Apidae.
ACGUUGUCAUGUAAGUGAUAUCCACUUAUAGAAUAUGAUUUAAACAUACACUUUACAUAUUAUCGUGGUCCGGUUUCAAAGUUGAAUUGCAGAAAUAUAUCGGCAUGCUGGUGAUAUUAGUGCAGUGUGUGAAAAUAUGUUGUAUCGAAGAGUGGUGUACGUUUAAAGGUUAUGCCAUGAUACAAGACGGUUAAAAUAUUUUGAUAAAAAGAACGAAUUCGUGUCAAUGUAAAUAACAAUUGGCACCGAUACGAAGUUUUCAAGUCAUGGCCGAUGAGGGAAUUAUUACAAAUGCAUCGACGUACGAAUAUCAUAUGGUGAACGCAGAAAACGCUCAAAACACUUCUAAAGAGCAACGAAUAAACGGCAAAAUGCUUUCCGAUAUGAGAUUAGUUAGCAAAAGUGACUGGCUUGCAGUGGGAGUGUUGUGUUUCGUAAAUCUCAUAAACUAUAUGGACCGUUUUACAAUUGCUGGAGUGUUGACAGACAUAAAAAAUGAUUUUAACAUGAGAAAUGAUCAGUCUGGGUUACUUCAGACUGCAUUUAUAUUAAGUUACAUGGUGUUUGCACCAUUGUUUGGGUACUUAGGAGAUCGUUAUAACAGGAAAAUUUUAAUGAGUUGUGGUGUAUUUUUGUGGUGUUUGACAACAUUUAUUGGCUCGUUCAUGAAGACAUUUAACACGUUUCUCUUAUUCAGAGCUCUUGUUGGAAUAGGUGAAGCUAGUUACUCCACAAUUGCUCCAACAAUAAUAAGUGACUUAUUUGUUAAAGAUAUGCGUUCUAAAAUGCUUGCAAUGUUCUAUUUUGCAAUACCAGUUGGAAGUGGCUUAGGAUAUAUAACAGGUGGUGAGACAUCAAGAGCCACUGGUGCAUGGCAAUGGGGUUUACGUAUUACUCCAUUAUUAGGCAUAGUAGCAAUUAUUUUAUUACUUACAGUAGUAAGAGAUCCUAUUAGGGGAGAAAGAGAAGGUGGUGUUUACUUAACAAAUACUAAAUGGUCAAAUGAUGUCAAAGCAUUAUUAAAAAAUCCAAGUUUUAUGCUCUCAACUGCUGGAUUCACAUGUGUAGCAUUUGUUACUGGUGCAUUAGCUUGGUGGGCUCCAACAUUUUUACAAUUAGGAUUUGCAUUACAUUCUAAUGCACAUAAAGUUGAUGCAGAUGAUGUAGCAUACAAAUUUGGAUUAAUAGGAAUGGCAGCUGGUUUAAUAGGUGUACCACUGGGUUCAUACUUGGCUCAGAAGUUAAGAGUACGAUGGAAACGAGCUGAUCCUUUAAUAUGUGCUGCAGGACUUCUGAUUAGUGUACCACUAUUAUUCUUUGCAACUAUAACUGCCAAUACAAAUUCUGUGUUAUGUUACACAUUAAUAUUUUUUGGACAGUUAUCAUUAAAUGUAAAUUGGUCUAUUGUAGCAGAUAUAUUGUUGUAUGUAGUAAUACCCACAAGGAGGUCUACUGCAGAAGCUUUCCAGAUACUAAUUGCCCAUGCUUUUGGAGAUGCAGGAAGUCCUUACCUUAUUGGUUUGUUAUCAGAAGGACUGAAAACGGUUCUUCUUCCAAACUUGAGUAUAGGUAGUGGAACGAAUCAGGUGCCACACGAAAUUAGCGAUACUUUCCUGGAAUUUCGUAGCUUGCAAUAUGCGUUGUUUUUAACGAUGUUUGUGGAGGUCAUUGGAAGCCUGUUUUUCUUCUUAACAGCAUUAUAUAUAGAAAAAGACAAAGCUCUAGUCGAUCUCAUGAUCGCAGGUCCAAAUACUUCAGAUUCGACGUAUAUAUGUAACGAUGAAGUUGAAAAUGAAACACAAGAAGAUAUGCACGAAUCAUGAUGGGAAAUAUCAUAGACAUUGUUUGAUUAAUUACAAUUUAUUAAUUACAAGUAAAUUAUGCAAAACGUUGAUGCGUAGAUAUCACCCCAACGAAUAUUAACUAAUUAUGCGUAAGCGACUAUUUCGAUUCUGAAUGAGCAAUUAUUAUGUCGUAAUACGACUGACACAAUGAUAAAAUGUUCUGUGAAUGCAGAACGUAUAUAACAAAGAACAGUUUUAAAGGUUUUGUUAGUUUGUAAUUAUCCUCAGAAAUGUAGUUCUGUUAAUAAUGUACAGAAAUAUUGAGCUUGACGGGGAUUACAUUUCG